Suillus subaureus is the source of this 597-nucleotide messenger RNA. RefSeq lists its product as uncharacterized. The coding region runs from base 1 to 597 and encodes 198 amino acids. The transcript is spliced from 2 exons. The record is from RefSeq and is a predicted model, not a curated record. Lineage: Eukaryota; Fungi; Basidiomycota; Agaricomycetes; Boletales; Suillaceae.
AUGCCCAAAAAAUCAUCACUGUCUGUGGGAUGGGUACCAUCCCCUAUAACAACACCAAUAUACUUAGCGCCAGAAACACUUGAGAAUGCAAAGGCAGCUGCUUCAACAGCUAUGGUUACGGCCAUAUUCCAGAAGACCCUGUUCCCUGAUGCGAAUGUGCUCACGCAAUGUGCCUCGGACACAGUGGACAAGGUCAUUGCUGAAUACUUGGGCGAAACUCAUGCUGGACUCACCCAGUGGAAGUUAAGGUCAGAGGGCAGUCAGCACAUGUCAAGGAUGAAAGGCAAGCUGAAGCAAGUAUACAUCAACUUUCAAAAUGUCACUAAGAUGUCGAUGUUAUCAGCUUAUGGAUUGGCUUUUGAGAUAUCAAAGAGCAAGCAGGAGAUGAUGAAUUUGUGCAUUGCUAAUAUCCAAUAUCUGCUGUUAAACCACAAUUUCGAGGACGUGUUUGAGCCUACCUCUGUGGAUGACCUAGAGCUUCUCCUGGUCCCAUUUGGCCAUGCGGGUCUCUGCAACUUGCUAGAGUACCUCACAUCAGUGAAGCAGUACUCCAGAUAUCUACUCCUCAAUCAAGACAGCUGGAAAUCCCUGCCUUAA